UUAAGGCAAAUGGAACUGGGGAUCUCGGUCGUCUAGCCGCCCCAUCUCAUCCUCUUUUCUCAUUCAUUACGUGUAUAUAAAUUGACAUGAACAUCAAGACCAAAGGCCAUACAAACUCCAUAUUUCAUUCUUAUAGCGUGUCGAAGUUGCUGAAGAAGAAAGAUGCAGAAAUUACAGGCUUUUUUCACCAUAUUUUUGCUCUCUGUGUUCUUGAUUAUUGGUCCUCAGCUAGGAAUUUCUUGGGCCAAUGAAUUCGAUCAGCAAGAUCUGGAAUAUUACAUGAAAUUUGUACAUGAUGCAACUGAGUUUCCAUUGGAAGAACACUACGAUUAUAUAAUAGUUGGUGGAGGGACAGUUGGUUGUCCUCUUGCCGCUACUCUCUCAACACAGUACUCUGUCCUGCUUCUCGAAAGGGGUAGUACACCUCAUGCGAAAUCAGAAGUCCUAAAACAAGAGAAUUUUUUAAAGAACGUUCUAGAAGCAGAUAUUGAUGGAAACUCCCCAGCUCAGGCCUUCACCUCAGAAGAUGGUGUCCCAAAUGUAAGAGGAAGGAUCCUAGGUGGAGGAACCAUGAUAAAUGCAGGUUUCUACUCGAGAGGCGACGAAGAAUUCUAUAUAAAUUCUGGCAUAGAAUGGGACCUAGAUCUUGUUAAGAAGUCGUAUGAAUGGGUUGAAGAGACAAUUGUCUUUAAACCUCCUGUUGGAACAUGGCAAUCUUCUGUGAGACAAGCACUUCUAGAAGUUGGUCAAGGUCCGAACAAUGGAUUUACCUUUGAUCACAUCGUAGGAACCAAAAUUGGGGGCUCAAUCUUCGAUGAGGUGGGACGGCGACAUGGUGCAGUGGAGCUUCUAAACAAAGCCACGUCAAAGAACAUUCAAGUGGCCAUUCAUGCCACAGUAGAGAGGGUGAUUUUCUCCUCAAUUUCAGACUUGUCAGCUUCUGGCGUCAUCUAUAGUGAUUCCAUGGGAAGACUUCAUCGAGCUUUGUUAAAACCCGAGGGAGAAGUAAUUUUGAGCGCCGGAGCUCUUGGUAGCCCCCAACUUUUGUUGCUAAGUGGGGUUGGUCCACAGCCAUAUCUGUCUUCCUUGAACAUUUCUGUAAUCAAACACCAUCCUUCGGUUGGGCAAUUUUUGGCCGAUAAUCCUCGUGUCGAUGUUAACAUCAUUCCUCCAUUUCUAGUCGAGAAUUCUGGACUUGCAACUGCUGGCAUAACAAAAGAUUACUACAUAGAAGCCAUAUCAGGGUCUAUUCCUUUUGACUCUGCAUUCAACUACAUCCUCUUCCCAGACCCAUCUCCUCCUGUGAGCCUCCCUGUAUUAACCCUAUUUUUCAAGCUUGCAAAGCCGCUUUCAACUGGUUCACUUCAUCUAGCAUCACCAACAGAUGUGAGGAUUCCUCCUAGGGUUAGCUUCAACUACUUUUCCAACCCAGAAGACAUACAUAAAUGCGUGGCAGGAGUCAAAAAUCUUGUCAAGUUGAUGAAUUCCGAUGCGAUGGGCAAGUACAAAGAAGGCCGGGAAGGUGCCAGAGAAUUUAAAUUUGUGGGUCGAUCUUUGCCAGAAAACAAAACCGAUGAUGCAGCAUUCGAAACAUUUUGUCGCAAAAUGUUGACUACCAUAUACCAUUACCAUGGUGGCUGUCUGGCAGGGAAGGUAGUGGAUCAACGUUUUAGGGUUUUCGGAAUUGAUGCAUUACGAGUUAUCGACGGAUCCACAUUCACAUCCUCCCCAGGAACUAAUCCUCAAGCUACUCUAAUGAUGAUUGGCCGCUAUGUUGGCCUCAAAAUGCAGGAGGAGAGAAUGACAAUGCAGUGUUCAUUGACUUAAAUUAGAGCUACCACUCAUGGCUCAUGUGUGGCAGAUGGAAAUUAAUAAGUCGGAUUUUGUUUCAACUUUGAAACUUAAAACUGUACCAGUGACGCCUGAAAUUCUGUCCUAGCUAUGUUUGGACGGUAUUAAUGGCGUUAAUUCACUCUAGUUUUGUAUGCCUUAAGGCGGUUUAUCAAAUGGAUGGAGCUUUGGAUCUAGAGGGACUUGUGAUUUUUUCUUAAAUUCAAGUGAUCAAAGUUGUCUGCCCAACAGAGAGAAUAACUCUGUUUUCAUGUUGUUUUUUUAAAUGCUAGAUAUUUCAGUUUCCAAUGGGAACUUUCCAAAA
Diospyros lotus (date-plum) is the source of this 2155-nucleotide messenger RNA. RefSeq names its product sinalpyl alcohol oxidase Nec3-like. Bases 163 to 1827 code for a protein of 554 amino acids. The record is from RefSeq and is a predicted model, not a curated record. The transcript has 4 exons. Lineage: Eukaryota; Viridiplantae; Streptophyta; Magnoliopsida; Ericales; Ebenaceae. Gene Ontology annotation, molecular function: oxidoreductase activity, acting on CH-OH group of donors; flavin adenine dinucleotide binding.